GAACAAAUUUUUAGCGAGAUAACUGUUUAUGGUGCAACGGAAUGAAAGAAUAUUGUUUGUUUGUGAUAUCCAAAUAACAUUGUGCAGUGAUUGAUGUUGCACCAAAGUUUGAAAACCUAGCUCGAAAAUUUUCCCAAACGCAUCCUUCUCUUGUCUUCCUGCUCCUUCCCUAUCUAUGCUUCUUUUGAUUUGUUCUUUUUGUCCUGCAUUUGUCCUUGUAUACAUGCGAUAUGAAUAUUUGUGCUAUCACUGUCAAAUAGGGGAAAAUGUUGCAGUACAAAUCUCUUCGGUUGAUUAUUUAUAUGGUUAAGGUCUCCUUCAAAGUUAUUAGAUCUCUUACACUUGAUCUUUUAAGCUCUGACACAAUUCGGAGUAUCAAAGACAAGAUCUGCAGGAUUGAAGGGACUUCAAUCAACCAACAAGAGCUCUUUUUUGCUGGGAAUCAUCUAGAAGAUACCAAAACACUAUCUGAUUACAUUGUUUCCACUGAUUCUGAUCGCACCAUAGAUGUUCGUGUGGAAGGGAGAAUGCCAAUUUCCAUAAAAAUUCCAUCAAUGGAGAAAACUUUACCGCUUAAUGUGAAGUAUAUGGGAAAAGUUCAUAAACUAAAAGUCAUGAUUGAGGAUGAGGUGGGAAUUCCUUCAGAUCAGCAACUUCUUAUUUUUUGUGGCAAAACACUCGAGGAUGAUCAUUUAUUAAUUGCAUGUGGUAUCACAAAGAAUUCUACAGUUUAUGUCAUGCUGAAUCCAUUAGCUAAGCUUCUUCUCCAUGUCCACAUGGCUUGUGACAAUGCCCUCAGUCUUGAAGUAAUGGCAGGAUAUACCAUUAGGGAUGUCAAGGUUAUUGUUGAGAGUUCAAGAGGAAUUCCUGCUAGUAAGAUAACAAUUUUUCAUGAUGAAGUUGAGCUUCAGGAUGGCUUUACAUUAUCAUUCUAUAACAUAAAGCAUGAAUCUGUUCUACAUCUACAAGCUCCAAUACGGAUAUUUGUUAAAAUAAUGACUGGAAAGACCAUAACUAUCACAGUUGAAGCUGGCGAUACCAUUUCCAUUAUCAUCACUAAGAUUGCAAGCAAGAUAGAUUUUAAAUGCAAGAAUUUGAAGCUCAUGUAUGCUGGAAAGGUACUUGAGGAUCAAAAGACUCUUUCAUUCUAUGGUAUUAAGAGAGAAUCAACAGUCUAUCUACGUUGAAUCAAUAGUCCAUUUGCCGGCUCAAGUAUUCUAUGAUUGUAGAAAUAAGUGGAACUAUUUGUGGAUGAUUCAGAACUAAUUUAUUCAUAUGAUAGUUGCAUGUUAAAUUGAGUGGAGGACUUCUCA
This is a messenger RNA of Dendrobium catenatum, 1313 nucleotides long. RefSeq names its product polyubiquitin-like. Gene Ontology annotation, cellular component: nucleus; cytoplasm. The transcript has 2 exons. Gene Ontology annotation, biological process: protein ubiquitination; modification-dependent protein catabolic process. The record is from RefSeq and is a predicted model, not a curated record. The coding region runs from base 267 to 1187 and encodes 306 amino acids. Lineage: Eukaryota; Viridiplantae; Streptophyta; Magnoliopsida; Asparagales; Orchidaceae. Gene Ontology annotation, molecular function: ubiquitin protein ligase binding; protein tag activity.